AAAAGACAUUCGUUAUCAGUGGCACUGAUACAAUACAUUCGGCUCUUGCCGCUACAAUCUUUUCAAAUAAUCAGAAAACUUUCACAAAAGACAAUGGAGCCAAAAAUCAGCCUUAAGGAGGAGCCGGCAUACCAGAAACUGCGGGACUUCUACUGCCUUAACCAUGAGAAAAUCAACAUUCAACAGCUGUUCCAACAGGACCCUGAAAGAUUCAAUAAAUUCAGUCUCCGUAUCCCCACUCCUAAUGAUGGGGAGAUCCUCCUCGACUACUCCAAGAACCGAGUGGACUCCGCCAUCAUGGCAUUGCUUGUCAACCUGGCCCGCACCCGCGGGGUGGAGAAGGCCAGAGACGCCAUGUUUGCAGGUGAAAAGAUCAACUUCACGGAAGACAGAGCUGUCCUACAUGUAGCCCUGCGCAACCGAGCCAACCGCCCAGUGCUGGUGAACGGCCAGGAUGUGAUGCCCGACGUGAACGCUGUGCUUGACCACAUGAAGAGCUUCUCUGAGGAGGUCAUCAGCGGGAAGUGGAAGGGAUACACCGGCAAAGCCAUCACUGACGUCAUCAACAUCGGCAUCGGAGGCUCUGACCUCGGCCCUCUCAUGGUGACAGAGGGACUAAAACCCUACGCCAACCACCUCAAAGUCCAUUUCGUCUCCAACAUCGACGGCACCCACUUAGCUGAAGUACUGAAGAAACUGGACCCAGAAACGGCCCUGUUCAUUAUAGCGUCCAAGACUUUUACUACUCAGGAGACGAUUACUAAUGCUACGUCGGCGAAGACAUGGUUUUUGGAGGCGGCUAAAGAUCCGUCGGCAGUCGCUAAACACUUCGUGGCGCUGUCCACUAAUGCGGAGAAGGUGACUGCGUUCGGGAUCGACCCCAACAACAUGUUCGGCUUCUGGGACUGGGUCGGAGGCAGAUACUCGCUCUGGUCGGCCAUCGGGCUGUCCAUCGCGCUGCACGUCGGCUUCGACAACUUCGAGAAGCUUCUAGAAGGCGCACACUUCAUGGACAACCACUUCUGCACCGCGCCGCUUGAUAAGAACGCGCCAGUGAUCUUGGCCCUGCUCGGCAUCUGGUACAGCAACUUCCACGGCGCGGAGACGCACGCGCUGUUGCCGUACGACCAGUAUCUGCACAGAUUCGCGGCCUACUUCCAGCAAGGCGACAUGGAGAGCAACGGCAAGAGCGUGACCCGCUCCGGCGCGGCCAGCGAGGGGUCAACUGGCCCCAUCGUGUGGGGCGAGCCCGGCACCAACGGGCAGCACGCCUUCUACCAGCUCAUACACCAGGGGACCAGGUUGAUCCCAUGCGACUUCAUAGCGCCGGCCCAGACCCACAACCCGAUCGCCGGCGGCGUUCAUCACAAGAUCCUGCUCGCCAACUUCCUCGCGCAGACUGAAGCGCUCAUGAAGGGGAAGUCUGUUGAUGAGGCCCGAGCUGAGCUGGAGAAGGCGGGCAUGAAGCUGAAGGAGAUUGAGAAGAUCCUCCCGCACAAGGUGUUCAAGGGCAACCGGCCCACCAACUCCAUCGUCGUGAAGAAAGUCACGCCCUUCACACUGGGAGCUCUUAUUGCAAUGUACGAGCACAAGAUCUUCACUCAAGGAGUCAUCUGGGACAUCAACUCGUUCGACCAAUGGGGAGUCGAGCUCGGCAAACAACUGGCCAAGGCCAUAGAGCCAGAACUACAGGACAAGAAACCCGUAACCAGCCAUGACAGCUCCACUAACGGACUUAUCAACUUCUUGAAGGAGAACUGGUGAAUGAAUGAAAGUGUACUGAAUGAAUGAAAGGUGAAGGUUAAAAGGUCACAAGUUUUGUUGAUAUUUAUUUUUUAAGAGCUGUUUUGGAUCGUAUUUUAUAUUGUCUAUGAAUCUGUUAUGUAAGUAGAACACCUUGAUAUUUUACUGUCUAUUGUAUUUAAUGGAAUAUUUACUGCCAUGUACUUAAAAGUUAAGAUAUAACUUUUGUAGCAGUUAUUAACUUUAUAUGAAAUCGCAAUUUAAAUAUUAGAUGUGUAUUAACGAAUAUGUCAUUUAUACUAGGAACAGAAUCAUAAUCGUUUCUAGGCCAUAAUUUAAGUAAUAUUUAAGUGUAUGUUUUUUAGAUGCUGUCUUAUAUUGUUUUUAAAAUCAGAAUAUAUUUUUGUUGAAAAUUAUUACCUAAUAUAGAAAUUAUGCUUAUAAAAA
Plutella xylostella (diamondback moth) is the source of this 2190-nucleotide messenger RNA. It is a transcript of the gene Pgi, whose product is annotated as glucose-6-phosphate isomerase. Gene Ontology annotation, molecular function: carbohydrate derivative binding; glucose-6-phosphate isomerase activity; monosaccharide binding. The record is from RefSeq and is a predicted model, not a curated record. NCBI's taxonomy places the organism in Eukaryota, Metazoa, Arthropoda, Insecta, Lepidoptera, Plutellidae. Gene Ontology annotation, biological process: glucose 6-phosphate metabolic process; gluconeogenesis; glycolytic process. Gene Ontology annotation, cellular component: cytosol.